AUGGGCAGUGCGCAGGGGCGACCGACGGCCGUCCGCAGCUCGUCGCCGCGCCGCGCGAGCGUGCUGGCGCCGACGGCCUUUGACCAGCACGCAGUCCUCGACCCGUCCGAGUCGCUCGCGUUCACGCUGAUUCCCAACACGUCGCCGGUUGCACUCCUCACGCUGCACAACGUCGGCGCCACGGUGCUCACGUUCGCCGUGCAGACCAAGGCAGCGCACGCGCACCGGUUCUUCGCCGACCCGCCGCAAGGCAUCGUCGGCCCCGGCAAGUGCGCGACAGUCGUCGUCGGGCUCAAGCAAGGCUUUUGCCGUGCUUUCCUGGCGGCCGCGCCCGACGACCGGUCGCACGAGCCGUACAGCCUGCUCGUCCACGGCCUUUUGGGGCGCCGCCAAGACGACGACGGCGUCGCCGCCCGUGCACUCUAA
Molecule: messenger RNA, 426 nt
Organism: Saprolegnia diclina VS20
Lineage: Eukaryota; Oomycota; Saprolegniomycetes; Saprolegniales; Saprolegniaceae
Exons: 3
Coding region: 1-426 (141 amino acids)
Source: RefSeq, a predicted model, not a curated record